Messenger RNA from Ceratitis capitata (Mediterranean fruit fly), 1714 nucleotides. Its product is annotated as neuropeptide Y receptor type 1-like. The coding region runs from base 126 to 1604 and encodes 492 amino acids. Gene Ontology annotation, molecular function: neuropeptide Y receptor activity. Gene Ontology annotation, biological process: G protein-coupled receptor signaling pathway. Lineage: Eukaryota; Metazoa; Arthropoda; Insecta; Diptera; Tephritidae. Gene Ontology annotation, cellular component: membrane. The record is from RefSeq and is a predicted model, not a curated record. The transcript is spliced from 7 exons.
AUACACACCAAGGCAUAUGUAAAUGAUGCAGCACGCACAAACAUUGCUUUCGUUGAGAAAACUUAAGCGCGGCUUUUAGUAACGGAUAUACGAGUACACCUUAACAGAUAUUAGCUGGCAUCAGCAUGGAUGAGUUCCCAGUGUUUCAAGUGCAAGUUGACGAAGUACUCGAGGAAGAGGAAUUUGAGAAACUGUAUGCGGCGCCCACGGAAAUCAUAGUAUUACUCUCCAUUUUCUAUGGCACUAUAAGCUUUUUUGCUGUUAUCGGCAAUUCGCUCGUAAUUUGGGUGGUGGUGACAACACGUCAAAUGCGCACCGUUACAAAUAUGUAUAUUGCCAACCUGGCGUUUGCUGAUGUCGUCAUUGGUCUGUUUUGCAUACCAUUUCAGUUUCAAGCUGCUCUCUUACAACGCUGGAAUCUGCCUUGGUUUAUGUGCGGUUUUUGUCCUUUUGUUCAAGCUCUAAGUGUCAAUGUAUCUGUUUUCACACUCACCGCAAUUGCAAUCGAUCGACAUCGCGCUAUCAUUAAUCCACUCAGAGCGCGUCCCACAAAAUUGAUGUCCCAAUUAAUACUCAUCGGUAUUUGGCUUGUGGCAUUCAUCUUCGCCACGCCAUGUGCCAUCGCCUUUCGGGUUGAAUUGGAGCAGGAACGCUAUAGAGAAAACGAUAUAAUAUUUAAUGUUACCCGACCGUUUUGCCUGAAUAAAAACCUUUCUGAGGAACAACUACAAAGCUAUCGUUACACAUUGGUAUUUAUGCAGUAUUUUGUACCGUUUUGCGUCAUCAGUUUUGUUUACAUACGAAUGGCGGUGAAAUUGUGGGGUACAAGAGCGCCGGGCAAUGCACAGGAUACGCGCGACAUAACACUUUUGCGUAAUAAAAAGAAAGUCAUUAAAAUGCUAAUAAUUGUUGUUGUUGUAUUCGGUGUAUGCUGGCUACCGCUACAAUUGUAUAAUAUUCUCUAUGUAACGUUCCCUGAAAUUAAUGAAUACCAUUUUAUAAAUAUUAUUUGGUUUUGCUGCGAUUGGCUGGCGAUGAGUAACAGUUGUUAUAAUCCAUUCAUCUAUGGCAUUUAUAAUGAAAAAUUUAAACGAGAAUUCAAUAAACGUUUUGCCACAUGCUUCUGCAAGUCGCACACACUACUUGACCUACAAGAGCGGACACUCUCAAUGCACACACGUGUCAGUUCAAUAAGGUCCACUAGUGCGCCCAACUCCUCCAUACGUGUGCGCAACAAUCACUUGAUGUAUAAUGAAGACAGUGGCCUAAGUGGCCACGACGGUCCUGCCACCGAAGAGUCCACACUUAUAAAAGUUCCAAGAACUCAAGCAAGUGGCUUUGAAACUAUCAACAAUACCGUUACAUCUACAAAUGGCUUCUUCGAUACGCAAAACGAAAACAGUGUUGGCAGCUUAUCCUGUAAUGAAAAAUCCAGCACUAACACUAACAACAACAAUACUGCUAAGGUUUGCAAAAAUAGUGAGCAUAAUAAGAUUGAAGCGCAACAAGUUGAUGUCAUCGAGAAUUCCAACGAAAACUCAUACGAGUUUGCAAAUGAAGUGGACAUGCUCUUGGCACGGCAUACACAUGCACAUAAUCAGUAGCCAAACUGGUCAACUGGGAUAAGAGUGCUGGAUAAGCGUUUUGCUUGUGAGCGAGUGUUCCAAGCAAAUAUAAAAAAACCAAAGAUAUUCCGAACGUGAAAACAGUUUUG